CGGCCGCUCAAGACAGCCCUUGGGGCGCUCCAAGAGCGCCUGCGACGGCUUCCAGGCUGCCCAAGAGGCUGCCAAGAGCACCCAAAAGCGCCCCUCCGUAGCCAUUUUGGCUCAAGCCAGCCGGGCUCGAGCCGCAUGGGGCCGACCCCAGGGCCGCCGAGCCAGCCCACUUCCUCCUCUGGGCCGCGGGAGGGCGAGGUCUGCCCCCUGGCCUCCGCCACAGCGCGAGCAGGCGGCGGCUGCGAUGCCGGCCCGGGGGCCCACGGGCGCGGCUGCCGGGGAGAAGCCUCUGCCGGACCUGACGGACCGCAUCGAGGCCAUGGGGCUCCGGGACGAGUACGCGGACGGAGUUCUCGGCGCGCUACCUCGCCUGGCGGACCGGCAAGUCCGCGGGAGCGCGGGGGGAGCCCGGCAGUGCGCGGCCGCGGGAGCCCGGCGCUGGCACCCCCCCGCUGGCGAUACGGCCCGCAGUCUCGGACACCUCGUACCAGAGCUUGGCCUCGCCGGUCGGGCAGCACGAUUUUGCCUUCUGGUACCCGAGCGUGGGGGAGUGGCGGUGGCGUCGAACGAUCUCGUUCUGGAUCGGCCUGACGUUCUUCGAGGGGUCCGUGUUCUUUGCCGUCAGCUCGUUCUUGGGCUGCGCUUCCUCGAGCACACUGAACACGACGGCGUUGACAACUGGAGGCUACAUUUGGGGAAAGGCCCAUUUCCUCAUCUGCACCUACUUGAUGGUAGUCAGCACGGUCAACAUGGAUCCUGUGGGAGGCCACAAGAAGUGCGACAAUAAUGGGGACCAGCAGAGCGGGGACAGCGACAGCUCGUCGUCAGAGGAUGAAACAGCUGUAGCGAUCCCUGGCGAGAUGGCAGCGCCUCGCUUCAUGACCAAUCCGUUCCGGUACAGGACAGCUGUGGACAGACUGAACGCACUAGGUGCCGGACCAUGGCCGUACGUUGCGUCGUUGAUUUCUUUCACUGGCUGCCUCACAUUCACUGUUGGCCUGGUGGCCGAGUAUACUUGCCCACACGAGAUCGCAGAAGUCAUCCUGAACUACGCGUUUGUCUUGGGCUCGCUGCAGUUUCUAAUGGGCGGGAUAGCAGAGUGCAUCGAGAACAAUGUCUUCAGCUCGUUGGAAGUCAAUAGUGCGUGGACUGGAUCGGUACUCAACUUUCUCGGUGGUUGUUUGUCCCUGCUGGGCUCUUUGGUGCCAUUUGUUCCUGCAUGGGGCAGUUUCUGGGGCAGUCUCUGGUUCGGAGUCGGCUCGACCUUGUACGGGGUUGCAGGGUCGAUCCAGCUUACUCAGUGGCGGAGCGAGCAGUUCGGUCUCGUCUACAUGGCUGUGCUUAACAAGCUCGGUGGCCCUCAGGGGCAGUCCGUUUUGCACACCUCCUCAGCCCCGCAGCCGGUGACCUAUUCUAAAGGCAGCCUGUGGAUGAUUCACAUCUUCGGCAUUGCAGGGGCAAUCAGCUGCUACGAUUUUAACCUUUCGCUUGCACAUAUGAUCGUUGACCCGACUCUAGUGAGUUUGAGUCACGCUAUGAACGAGCUGCUCCCCUGCGUUAUCUUACACGUGCAGAUCGCCCUGAGAACAGCCGUGGUGAGGACGCCACAUUUUGCCCCUUACUAUCAGCUGUUCGUUGCCAUGAGAGUUCUGUCAGCCUGGCUUGUUCUGGACGCGGUGGCAUCUUUUGUAGAACUGCUGGAGCAGGGAGGCUAGCAGAGGCAGGCCUCAAUCGAUGGUACAGCGGCAUGGAGCAUACGUGUCGUCCACUCAAGAGGCAAUCCACACGGAACCACACGCGCGCACGGUCUUGACAUCGCUCCCUCUCUCUCUCUCUCUCUCCUUCUCGCUCUCUGCUUGCUGGCCUCCCCCCAUCGGCUUAGUCCAGUCGUUCUAAGUAUGCCUCCAUCGCCCAGCACUUGGUGGGAGCAUGCUGUAUACUUAGUGGGAGCAUGCCGAAUCGUAGUUUAGCAGUGGGGUUGCUCCCCUUCAGUAUUGUCGACACUCUUUGCAGUCAUGCUUUCCCGGUCUGGGCGAGGUAAUCGUCUCAAUUAUUAUUGUUGGGCUUGAUUGUUCUCUGUGAACAACACACCGCUGGACCAAGCCAUAUGCAAGUGCCAGUACCGCAACAA
Molecule: messenger RNA, 2131 nt
Organism: Prorocentrum cordatum
Lineage: Eukaryota; Dinophyceae; Prorocentrales; Prorocentraceae
Source: the annotation of a GenBank genome assembly